UUAUUUUCGAUUCUGUAUUAAAUAUUGUUGGACAACCUGGCAAUUUUUUACUUGCAAAUUGUCCUAAAAAAGGAAAGGCAUCUUGCAAAAAGAAUAAAAUGCAAAUAAUGGACAUGGGAAAUUUGCAAUGUGACAAAGAUUUUAAUCAAACAACUUUGGAUAAUGCUACAUUAAAUAUGCGAAUUUGUGAAGAUACUUUACAAUUUGGAGGACAGCAAGAUAAUAAUACAAAACUUUUAUUGGUUGAUGGAGAAAAAUUUAACCAAUUUGAUGGAAUUCUUAAUUCUGGUGGCCCAAAGGCCCCUAAAGCUGACGGAGUAUUUUCUCUAGCUUAUUCUGAUGAUUCUUAUAAAUUGCAAAGUGGUGCCCAAUAUUUGGUUACUGGAAAACAAGAACAGCCUGUUGUGAGCAUUUAUAUGCAAAAAUUUGACAAAUUAGACCCAUUAAGUGGAACAAAGGGUGUUUUGAAUUUUGGUUUAGUAAAUAGUGAAAAUUGUGUGCAAUGGGGCCAGCCCCAAUCUAUAGUGGAAGGAGCUCGUCGCUGGAAAAUUUCGAUGGAAGCAGAAAAAAUAUUAAACGAAACAAGUGAAACAUUUAAAGACCAAGAAGCACUAAUAUCCACAACAGACAUUUUUAUGUUUGCACCUGAGAAUUUUACAAGAGAUAUUUUAGAUAAACUUAAACCAGUAAAGGACAAUUGGUUCUUUAAAUUUUUGCGAAAAAUUAAAUUAUCUAAACUUUCUCCAAAAGACGUAAUGGUUCAAUGCCCAAGUGCUAAAGAAUUAGAACAACUUCCAACAAUUAAAUUUACUUUUGGAGAAAAUGGAAAAUCGUUUUUAUUUGAACCGAAGGAUUAUAUUAUGCCUUUGGUUACUCCAAAAAUGUUCGGAAAAAACUUUAAAAUAUUUAAUUGGUGUCAUGUGUUAAUUCGCCACAGACCAGACCCUGCAAUGUUAGCAAGAAAUUUAUUACCCGAAAAUAACCAAAAUCAGUGGAUUCUUGGACAAGCAUUUUAUAAUAAAGCUUGUGUGGCUUUUAAUUACAAGGACAGUACUGUAAGCUUGGCUGAAGCUUGGACACAAGAAAAGUGA
Messenger RNA from Meloidogyne enterolobii, 1091 nucleotides. NCBI's taxonomy places the organism in Eukaryota, Metazoa, Nematoda, Chromadorea, Rhabditida, Meloidogynidae. The record is from the annotation of a GenBank genome assembly.